UUGUCCAGGUUGUGUUGGAUCCAAAGCGUCUCGGUUCUUCGCUGCGGGAGAAAUACGAUGCGGAGCAGCGGCGGACCCGGGGCCCGUGAUCCGGAUCAGGCCAGGACCAGGUCCGCGGAACCCUCCGGCCCGGCUCGGCUCGGCUCGCGGACGGAAUGACCGCAGCAGCAGCAGCAGCGCCGGCGGAGGAGAGAGACUCGAGCCGCUAGGGGGGGGCAGCUAGCAGCGCAGAUAGCAGCGCAGCUAAUAACUAGUAGCGCAGCUAAUAGCUAGCGGCGCAGCUAAUAGCUAGCAGCGCAGAUAGCAGCGCAGCUAAUAGCUAGCAGCGCAGAUAGCAGCGCAGCUAACGGCGCGAUGGCCGCGGACGGAAGCGGAACAAUCCGCAGUCGGAUCAAGAACCUGCUGCGAUCCCCGUCAAUCAAACUGAGGAGGAGGAGCCACACGGCCCGUCACAAAGAGGACAUCAGCGACAAGGUGACCUUGGAGAAGGUUCUGGGAAUCACAGCUCCAGGGAACCGAGCGCUGGCCUGCGACCCCAGAACUGGACUGUUGGCUUAUCCUGCAGGGUGUGUUGUUGUCCUGCUGAAUCCUCGGAAGAACAAACAGCAUCACAUCUUCAACAGCUCCAGGAAGGCGAUCACCACGUUGGCGUUCUCUCCUGACGGGAGGUUCGUGGUCACCGGAGAGAGUGGUCACGUGCCGGCGGUCCGGGUGUGGGAGGUGUCAGAGCGGCUGCAGGUCGCUGAGCUUCAGGAACAUAAAUAUGGAAUCUCCUGCGUCACGUUUUCUCCAAAUGGAAAAUACAUCGUCAGCGUCGGAUAUCAACACGACAUGAUGGUGAACGUGUGGAACUGGAAGAAAAACAUCGUUGUUGCAGCCAAUAAAGUUUCCAGUAAAGUGACGGCUGUGUCCUUCUCAGACGACAGCUCCUAUUUUGUUACUGCUGGAAAUCGCCACGUGAAGUUCUGGUACCUGGAUCACGCCAAGACCUCCAAGGUGAACGCCACCGUGCCUCUGCUGGGCCGCUCAGGGCUGCUGGGAGAGCUCAGGAACAACUUCUUCAGCGACGUGGCGUGUGGGCGUGGCCGACAGGCCUCCUCCACCUUCUGCAUCACUUCCUCAGGUCUGCUGUGCGAGUUCAACGACCGACGCCUCCUCGACAAGUGGGUGGAGCUGCGGACGUCUCAGGCCACCUGUCUGUCUGUUACAGACGAGUUGAUAUUCUGUGGUUGUUCUGAUGGAGCGGUCCGAGCAUUCAGUCCCGUCAACCUGCACUUCAUCUGCACGCUGCCCCGCCCCCACCCGCUGGGCGCCGACAUCGCCAGCAUGGUCGACGCCAGUCAGCUGUUCUCCUGCAGGCCGGAGGCUCGAUACCCGGACACGGUGGCGGUGACCUAUGACCCCACCAACCGCUGGUUGUCCUGCGUCUACAACGACCACAGCGUUUAUGUUUGGGACGUAAGAGACGUCCGGGACCCGCGCAGGGCGGGAAAGCUCUACAGCGCCCUCUACCACUCGUCCUGUGUGUGGAGCGUGGAGGUGUCUCCAGAGGGGGGAGGGGGAAGAGAGGCGUGUCUCCCCCCCAGCUCCUUCCUGUCCUGCUCCUCAGACAACACCAUCCGACUGUGGAACCUCGAUGGACACACGUCCCUCAACAAGAACAUCCUGAGCCACGACCUGCAGAAGGUCAUCUACGUGGACGAUAAGCGAGCGAGCCUGCUGGACUCGGAGGGUCCGGGGGGCAACACAGAGAAGGGGGGGUCAGUGGGCUCCGAGGGGCAGCAGACAGACCAGAGCAGGACCGGCAUCAGGUCCCUGAGCGUCAGUCCUGAUGGACAACAUCUGGCUUCUGGAGACCGCCUGGGGGUCCUGAGGAUCCAUGACCUGCACAGCAUGGAGGAGAUCAUGAACGUCCAGGCUCACGACUCCGAGAUCCUGUGCCUGGAGUUCUCCAAACCAGAAACUGGUCUCCAGUUGUUAGCCACAGCCGGCCGGGACCGUCUCAUCCAUGUCCUGGAUGUGGACAGAGACUACAGUCUGGUCCAGACUCUGGACGAACACUCGUCCUCCAUAACAGCUGUGAGGUUCACUGCCAAUGACGGCAAAGUGAGGAUGAUCAGCUGUGGCGCUGAUAAGAGCGUCUACUUCCGCACAGCUCAGAAGGUGGAGAAGGGGCUGGAGUUCACUCGGACUCAUCACGUGGUCAGGAAGAUGACUCUGUACGACAUGGACAUCGAACCGACCAGGAAGUACGCAGCAGUGGGCUGUCAGGACCGCAGCAUCAGGAUCUUUAACAUCAGUAAUGGGAAACAGAAGAAGAUGUAUAAAGGCUCCCAAGGCGAGGACGGGACUCUCAUCAAGGUGCAGAUCGACCCGUCCGGGCUCUACAUCGCCACCUCCUGCUCAGAUAAGAACAUCAGUAUAUUUGACUUCUACUCUGGAGAGUGCGUGGCCACCAUGUUCGGACACUCAGAGAUCGUCACCGGUCUGAAGUUCAGUCGAGACUGUAGACACCUGAUCACUGUGUCUGGAGACAGCUGUGUCUUCGUGUGGCGUCUCAGUCCAGAGUUGAGCAUCAGGAUGAGGCAGCGACUCGCUGACCUUCGACCUCCCAGCAACAACCUCAACUCCCAGAAUCCCCAGCAGAGAGCAGAGAGGCACAGAAUCAGCAGAGAGGCGUCGUCUCCUCGUGUCGUCAACAUGUCGUCUGACAGCGACAGGGAGGAGGAGGAGGAGCCUAGCUGUCCCACUGUGGUCACAGCAGGGAGCACGGAGGAGACAGGCAUGUUUCCAUGGUUACCCAUCAUGAAGUCACAGUUUGUUAUUACAUGUUUGUUUCCCUCAGACUUGUGUGAUGAGACAUUCUGCUCCGAGGUCACGAAGGAGGCGCCGGGCAGCCGCCUCCCCCGGCGCCGCUGGUCCCGGAGGACGGGCAGCGGCGACAGCGUCCUGAUGGUGUCGUCCAUGUUGGACCUGAGACAGCUGGACUCGUUCUGUGCCGACCAGCAGGCGGAGACGAAGACCUGCCCCCUUGGUGUUAGCCCCUCCCCCUGCAGUCAGCAGAAGGGUUGUCAGGGUGUGGAGGCGGGGCCUCGGAGGGCCAAUCAGGAGCUGGGGAGCACCAUGAGUCUGCAGGUCACCACUGCACAGGUGGAAGACGAUGAGCUGAGGACCAAUCAGAGGCCUGAUUUCAUCCUGCUGUCCAAUCACAAACAAGACAGGGAAAAUCCAGUGCUGUAUCCUGACCAAUGGGAGGACAGAGUGAGUCUGGCAGGCAGUGAGUUCCAGGUGAAGGAGGCGUGUCCUGAUGCCGCGGACGGACGGCGUGACAAACCGAGUCCGGACAGCGGCUGCUCGCCGGGAUCCAGAGCGUCGAGUCGAGAGCGAGCGACAGGAGACGCCACUGAGCGUCUCAGUGUGGACGGACAUUCCUCCGAGCUGGAGGUGGAGGAGAUGGAGGAGGACGUAGAUGGAGGGGGAGGAGUCUCACAGCAGGUUCCUCAGACUCCAGACCAGGAAGCUUUCCUGAAGGAGCAUUUUGUCACACUGUCCCACCUCUCAGGAAGUCCGAGCAGAGCGUCUCACAGCUCCAGCGAGAGUCUCAGCAUGUCCUCCAGGUUCCUCACCCAGAAUGCAGCUGGAAGUCGGGCUGUGUUUCCUCUCCCGUCUCGGAUCGGCGGGGAAGGAGGGGGAGGAGCUGGGGAGGUGAAGGGCCGUCCUCUGGUCUCUGAAGUCCGGCCUCUGAUGGAUCCGUGUCAGAACAGGAUCCAGGACAGGAAGGUAUCGGGGAACCGGGAUCAAACCCAGAGAGAGAGCCAGGACCAGACUUCAACACCUCAGGACCAUGUCCAGUCUCAGAACCAGAUCCACCAGAGACCAGAUCAGCCCCAAAACCAGGUUCAGGAGGAAGAGGAGCUGCAAGCGCCCCUGAGGAUCAAGGAUCAGACUGAGACCAAGAGGAACCUGGACCCGACGGCCCGGACCACUGCCUCACAUCCGACCUGGAUGAGUGGACUCCGGAAAGUCCAGUCAGUCAACAGCCUGCUGAGCGACACAGGUGAUACCUCUCGUCCUUCUGAAGACGCCCCCCCGCGGCUGUCCCCUCCCCCUCAGCGUCCCACCACCCUUCCCUCUACCCCCAGACGUCCCCCAUCGUCCCUCCCCCAGCAGAGACCCAGCCCCUCCUCCCCCGUUGCUCUGUCUGCGGCCGCCACAGGCAGGAAGUCUUCCUCCUCCUCUUCCUCAGCUGCGUCGGCGGCGCGCUCCUACAUGAGUCCGACCGCCAGCUCCAUGGCCAAGAUGUCCCGCUCCGUCUCCGUGGGCGACGGCCUCAACGUCUCCGAACCAGCCGAGGACGACGUUCUCACGCCGUCCUCUCAGGUUCGAGAGGCUCCGCCUCCUCUGGUCGCUGUGGUGUCCUCCAACGCUGCACCAUCUGCACCCCCCCACGCAGCAGUUGUCCCUGUGGUUGCCCCCUCCUCUUCCUCUCUUGGUAACCAUAGUAACCAGGCAGCGGCUCCCACCCGAGGUCUCCAGGCUCGGGUCCCCGGCAGCAGCAGACCACUCCCGGACAAACCGUCCCUCGCCUCCUUCUCGCCAUCGUCCAAGUCUGCCGCCGCCCCCUCGUCCUCCAGCUGUUGGCCUCCCCCGCUGUCCGUCUCCCCCCUGUCCUCCCUGUGGCAGGGGGUGGAGCCUCAGACUCCUGCAGGAAGGGACGAUCCAGACCAGCCAAUCAGUGUGGAGACCUGCAGGACGCUGACCAAUGAGCUGCAGAGCUGCUUCCAGCGAGCGACGCACCUGUACAGGAAGCUGAGCGGCUCCUCCGCUGAUGACUCCGCCCCCGACCAGCAUCAGAUGGCCGGCCUCCUAUCAGAGGCCUUCCAGGCCAUGAGGGCGGAGCUCGACUCCCUCCCGCUCAGUGGGCCGGGCCUUCUGGGAGUAGAGGGGGGGCUGGGGGGGGUAGGGGAGGUGAAGACGGCCGCUCUGCUGGAGGAGUACUCUCUGCUCCUGCUGCAGGCCGUGCACAGGAGGGUGAACAGCGCCCCCUGCUGACCCUCCACCCUGCUCCUCUGGGUCUGUCUUUAGUUUAUUUAUCUUUGUUUAGAGAAGAACUUUCUUCUUCUGUGGUCGGUUGUACAUUUUCUUUGUGGUCACACAGACUUCCUGUUUCUGAUCGGCACGUCUUCACUUCCUUUCUGUUGGUUUGAAAUCCGGCGUCGGAUUGUUUCCAACAAUCAAACAGGUCAAAGUUCAGUUUGAAAUAUUUUCAUGUUUUUGUCUAAAUUCAAUAAAAGUUUGAGGCUUCAAUCGACGGUUGUUUAAUGAGCUUGAAGCCGAUUGGUCGAGAGGAGUCAGUGGGCGUCGGCCUUCAACUCAUCGAGGACACGCAUGUUCACAUGAAAUAAGUUUUUAUUGUGUUGAACAAAGAAUCCGAUACAAAGUCUCAAACCUUUAAUGUUUUUAUAACUUCACUUUAUAUUGAAAAGUGUAUUUUAAUUAUUAUUAAUAUUAUUAUGAUGGUGACUCGGCUCCUUCAUGUCGUUUCUAUGGUUUUAUUGCAGCAAAUGUUCGUUUUAUUUUCAUGUCACAAUGUUGUUUCGAUUGAAACAGGAAAUAAAUGCACAGUGUUCACUUAAAA
Messenger RNA from Limanda limanda (common dab), 5638 nucleotides. It is a transcript of the gene mapkbp1, whose product is annotated as mitogen-activated protein kinase binding protein 1. The record is from RefSeq and is a predicted model, not a curated record. Gene Ontology annotation, molecular function: protein binding. The transcript is spliced from 31 exons. NCBI's taxonomy places the organism in Eukaryota, Metazoa, Chordata, Actinopteri, Pleuronectiformes, Pleuronectidae. Bases 355 to 5052 code for a protein of 1565 amino acids.